Meloidogyne enterolobii is the source of this 216-nucleotide messenger RNA. The record is from the annotation of a GenBank genome assembly. Lineage: Eukaryota; Metazoa; Nematoda; Chromadorea; Rhabditida; Meloidogynidae.
AUGGAUCGUCCUUUUAUUCGUUUGGCUCCAAUUAAAGUCGAAAUUAUUCAUUUCGAGCCAUUAGUUGUUAUAUUUCGUAAUGUUAUGUCCGAUGAAGAAAUUAAAACAUUAAUAAACAUUUCAUUACCAAGUUUGCAUAGAUCUGUGGUUCAAAACUCUUCGACUGGUGGACAAAUGAUAGCCAGCUAUCGGAUAAGCAAGAAGUUUUUUAAAUAA